GGUGUGACCUGCUGCUGGGGGAGUUGUUUAGCAGAAUGCCGGCCCCGGUUACGUAGUGUGCUGCUGCUGGCAGUGUGUGUAUGGCAGUGUGUAUAGGCCGCGGCGGCGCUGUACCGGCAUGUUAGUGAGAGCAGCGCCCCGGCUAUGGGCUGUGAUACGGAGACAAGCAUUCGCCAUGAGCCGGGCACUAAGCACCGAGAGCCGAGGUAACCUUUUAAAAAACAACAAAGCAAAAAGCACAAUCUGUGUGGAGGGAAACAUAGCGAGUGGAAAAACCAGCUGUCUUGAAUAUUUCUCUAAUACUCCAAACCUUGAGGUCUUGACAGAACCCGUGGCAAAAUGGAGGAAUGUCCACGGCCACAAUCCACUGGGUUUAAUGUACCUGGAUCCUUCAAGAUGGGGGUUAACGCUUCAGACCUAUGUUCAACUGACUAUGCUGGAUGUUCAUACAAGACCAUCGAUCGCUUCUGUUAAAAUGAUGGAGAGGUCAAUCCACAGUGCAAAGCACAUAUUUGUAGAAAACCUUUACAAAAGUGGGAAGAUGCCUGAAGUGGAUUAUGUGGUUUUAACAGAGUGGUUUAACUGGAUCAUAGAGAACAUUGACCUCUCUGUUGACCUGAUCGUUUAUCUGCGGACAUCACCUGAAACCUGUUACCAGAGAUUAAAGAUGAGGUGUAGAGAGGAGGAGCGGGUAAUACCACUGGAAUAUCUGUAUGCGAUUCAUGGGCUCUAUGAAGAGUGGCUCAUUAAGCAGACCUCGUUUCCUGUGCCAGCGCCUGUUCUUGUAAUAGAUGCGGAUAAGGAUCUGGAGGAGAUGAUUCAGCACUAUGAAGCUAAUCGCGGAAGGAUCCUUUCAGCUUGAUACAAGACCUUUUUUGAGCCUUACAACUUUUGAAACUGCUAUAGCGUAGACUAUGCCAUCACACGUUUGGAGCAGAUCUUUCUUAGGGGCUGAAGCAAUAUUUGUGAGUGUGCGGCUUAUCAAUUGGCUGCAGCCACAGAAUGGCAUGCCCUAAAGAUGUAUAGGUAACAAGUGGGUAUGUCUUACUCUACAGAUUGGACCGUUUUGGGGGGCCAGGCAUUAGUAAAGCAUAGUUGUUUCAUUGGACCAAUAUACCAGCUCUUCGUUUUAGUGCAGAAAUGUCAGAUUCCCCACGUACGGCUGCUAGUGGAUACAUUUUACUCCAAUAUUUAUUUAUUUUUUUCCACUUUUGAUUUUUAUGAUUUAGUUUGUAUUAUUAUUAUUAUGUUGUUUAAGGGGCCAUUACCCCAUACUACCCUUCCACACUCCUUUGUACUUCUUGUUGCAGAUUGAUACGCAUAAAGUGACAUUUGUUUUACAA
Messenger RNA from Pseudophryne corroboree (corroboree frog), 1343 nucleotides. RefSeq names its product thymidine kinase 2 (gene TK2). NCBI's taxonomy places the organism in Eukaryota, Metazoa, Chordata, Amphibia, Anura, Myobatrachidae. Gene Ontology annotation, molecular function: ATP binding; deoxynucleoside kinase activity. The transcript is spliced from 10 exons. Gene Ontology annotation, cellular component: cytoplasm. The coding region runs from base 119 to 862 and encodes 247 amino acids. Gene Ontology annotation, biological process: nucleobase-containing compound metabolic process. The record is from RefSeq and is a predicted model, not a curated record.